Musa acuminata AAA Group (dessert banana) is the source of this 2840-nucleotide messenger RNA. RefSeq names its product protein phosphatase 2C 70-like. The transcript has 13 exons. Gene Ontology annotation, biological process: protein dephosphorylation. Gene Ontology annotation, molecular function: cation binding; protein serine/threonine phosphatase activity; protein binding. Bases 142 to 1989 code for a protein of 615 amino acids. NCBI's taxonomy places the organism in Eukaryota, Viridiplantae, Streptophyta, Magnoliopsida, Zingiberales, Musaceae. The record is from RefSeq and is a predicted model, not a curated record.
GCCAAAAGAGGAAGAGAGAGGGGUGGAAGUGGGCGGAGGGGAACGAUCGAUCCGAGCUGAGCGGCGAGAAGAGAUGGGGGAUGCCAUAGUUUCAUAGCGCCCUUCUCGCCCCCUCUCUUGUUCUCGGGGGAUGAGUGGUCAAUGGGAAUGCUGACGAUGACCACCGCUACCAACGCCACUAACCCGACCACCGUGUCGUCGAUGAGGUCGGAGAUGGCAGCGAGCCUCGCAGGCGUCUUCAUCCUCAUGUUCCUCUUCCUCCUCCUCCUUUUCAUCUUGGUCUGCCGCCCCUGGCGCUUCUUCCUGUCUCCCUCCACCUCGGUAUCCUCCCCCCGUCUCCCUGCGUCUGCCGUCAAGGCUGAUAAUCUUGUGAGACCUCUUCUUUCUGAUAAUGUGGAUGGUAACUCUGGUCAAAGCUAUGAUAUGCCUGAAAUUUUUCUUGAGGCUUCACGAAUUCAAAUUAAUGAAAAUACCACUUGGUCAAAAAAGCAGGGACUUGUUAGUAAAGAGCAGGUCCAAUCAGCCGAUUUUUGUGCUUCACAAAAUUUUGUCAUUACAGGCGAUAGUUUGGUACUGGAUGUUUCUUACGAUGCUUCUCAAGAUAUUGAAGUUGGUCAUACACUUAAGCGUUCGGUGACAUCAAGCUGGCCAAUUGAUGACAAAAAACAUAUCAGAGAGGAUUCUAAUUUUGAUAUUAGAAUCAUUAAUGAGAAGCCUAGAAGUCCAGUUUCUUCUUUCACUGAUAAAAAAAUUCUGCGAAGCAGCUUGACCUUGGAAGUCAUAGCUGGUCCUUCUCGUGGGCUUUGUUGCUCCAGGGAGUCAGCAAGCACUUCUGUGCUUCCCCUAACACUUGGAAGGGUUUCUCCAAGUGAUUUACUGUUAAAGGAUUCAGAGGUUUCAGGGAAACAUGCAAAUAUAAAUUGGAAUGUGAACAGUCUAAAAUGGGAACUGGUGGACAUGGGUAGCUUGAACGGAACAUAUUUGAACUCUUUGGCAAUUCACCACCCAGAUUAUGGAUCUAGAAAUUGGAGUGAGCCUGUUCAGCUUGCAGAUGAAGAUAUUAUCACCCUUGGCACUUCUUCUAAAAUUUCUGUUAAGCUUUCACAAUAUUUUGAACAUCAUAUACCUUGUGGAGUUGGUAUGGUUUGUGAUCCAAUGUCUGCACGUCGAGGAGGAAAAGUGCUUCCAAUGGAAGAUAUAAGUUUCUGCCAGUGUCCCCUUCCUGGUGUUGAACAGUUUGGCAUUUUUGGUAUUUGUGAUGGGCAUGGUGGAGCUGGAGCUGCCAAAGCUGCAAGCCAGAUGCUACCUGACAAUGUGGCUUCUAUUUUAUCUCGUCCUGAAAGGAGAUCAAAUGUUUUAUCCCUUUGUGAUGCUUCAGAUAUUCUGCGAGAUGCUUAUGCUCGGACUGAAGCUGACAUGAGUCAUGAGUACGAGGGUUGUACUGCAACGCUUCUUUUGAUUUGGUUUGACAAUAAUAGAAAACUCUUCGCACAGUGCGCAAACUUGGGUGAUUCAGCUUGUGUUAUGAAUGUUAAUGGAAAGCUUAUCCCUAUGACAGAGGAUCAUAGGGUAACUAGUACAACUGAACGUGCUCGCUUUGCCAAAUUAGGAAAACCAUUAAAAGAAAGUGAAACACGCCUUUGUGGAUUAAACAUCAGCCGAAUGCUUGGUGACAAGUUUCUGAAAGAACAAGAUGACCACUUCAGUUCAGAGCCGUACAUAAGCCAGGUUGUGGCAAUUGAGAAUUCAUGCACAGCAUUUGCUUUGAUGGCAAGUGAUGGACUGUGGGAUGUUAUCAGCAUGAAAAAGGCAGUGCAGUUUGUCCUUCAGAUGAAACAGAAAAGCAAUAAUGAUGAUCAAAACUCGGCAGAUAUGAUAGCAAACAAUGUGUUGAGUGAAGCUAGAACCUUAAGAACAAAGGAUAACACAUCUAUUAUCUUCUUAGAUUUUGAUGCUUUGAGAACAGAUUCUUGUAUUACGAAAGCAUGAAACUUGCAAAAUUUCAUGAUUUUUGCAGGUCUUAGUAAAAUCAUGAAGUUUGUCAAAGUUUUUUUUUUUUUUUUUUUUUUUUUCAUUUUAUGGUUUUUAUUAAGUUUAGUUGUAUCAAAGUAGGCUGGCCUUUCUUUUACUCUCGUAAUAUAUAUAACUUUUCUAGGACAAGGCAAAACUUGAUCAAGGGUGACUUUCCAAGUUUUUAGUAGAUGCUGUUCCAUUCCAAAUCUUUCUAUAUAGGGAUGCUAACUUAAGGCAUCACUCCGAUUUCAAAGCUGUAACUAAACAUAUUAUUAGACUUCUUGCUUCUGAAGUUCAAAUUUUUUUGGUUACUUGUUCUAACAGGAGUUGCGUUUGUAUAUCUCACAUAAUUUUUGUUGAGUGCAUAACUCGUUUUUUAGAUGUAAGCAAUGGUGGUCUGUUCAUUUUUUGAAUGCCAUGCAAGGUUGCCUUUAUCUCAGGAAGUAAAAAUAGAAACAUCAGUCCAAAUGUGUUCUAAUGGAAUUCAUCUGAUUCAACACCCAAGACUUGGUGAGAAUUCUGCACUCUCCACUGCGUAAGAAGAUUGUGCUCGCAACUGAUUCCUAUUGUAGCAAGAUUCACGGUGUUCAUCGUCUCUCAUAUUGAAAAUUCCAUUUGUAUGCACACAUCAUAAGUGCACAAGGCUUGCAAUGGAUGUUUAUUGUGGUAAAACGGUGCUAGUUUACUCUCUGCAAUCGAUUAAACUGUUCAUACAGUUGUAUGAUUCAGGUCUCUCGUGUUUAAAAUUUUCUUGUCGUGCAGAUAUGAUGGGCCUAAACUUUAGGCAUAUCUAAAGGAAUUGUAAUACAGGAAGAGUUCAAAGUUCA